AUGUCCGAGGCGGGACCGCCCGGUUCGUCAGGCGAAUCCGGUAAGGGCGAGGGCUCUGCAUCGGGUGACACCCAAGCAUUAGGUGGCGUCGAUUUGGCCACCGCCGCCGAGCGUUUGAGUUUAAUACAACAGAUGUAUCAACAAAAGCAACAAGAGCUCCUCAACUCGUAUGAGCAAGCAAAGAGGGCGAUCGCCGCUCAACAAUUCCAGGCUUACUACCAGCAACUCCUCGCUGCCGCUUCAGCCGGCCAACAACCUCGACAGGAGCGAAUGGAUGAGUCUGAGGGGCCAGCAAUACCAAUUCAAUUGACUUCAUCGAUGACUUCAUUGUUGGGCAGCCCUGGAUCACAAUCUGUCCCACAAACGCCGACCACUUCAAAAGAUCCUAAAGAGAACCCGUUAGCCGUGCACAAUCGAAAUGUUAAAAAUGACAUUCGACAAACGCUUGGCGGCUCACAAACAAUUUCACAACACACAAAAGAUCGUUUAAAGAACAUGAUUGCAAAUCGACGAGCUGGGGAUAGUAAUCCAAAUCUUGUCAAUGGGCCUGUGUUGAAUGGCUCAACUGGCGCCUCAUCAUCGGGAAUUCCCACCUGGCCGAACAAUCCCCUUCCUCAACCACAACCAAUGAGUCCCCAAGUUGGCAAGUCGAACGUCUCCUCUCCUCACUUUGAACCGUAUCCUGUUCAAAGCACUCAUCACAACAACACCGCUCAUCUACCAGAAUAUCAAUUGAGGAAAGUGAACUCGGAGCCAAAUCUGAAGAUGAGAAUUCGAUCGAAAAUUCUGAGUAAAGGAAACAGUCCAAUCCAACAUUUGAACAACUCACCGAAUCAUCCAACCACAUUGCAACGAGCCGAUAGUGAUGUUGGCUCAACUUUGCCCAAAGUUGAGGAGUCAUUGCUGAACGCUGCAGCCGUUAGCCAAGCCUUUGUUCCCCAUAUGAUCCUCCCCAGUCCAAGUCUACCCAACUUGAAUCUAGCAGCGGGAACCCUUGGUGGGCCGGGCGGGAUCGAUAUGAGCUCUUUAUUGGCUCAGGCGGCUCAGCUGAACUCUUUCCUCUCAUUGCCAUCACUUCUCAAAACACAGCUAGCGAUGAGCGGUGGACAAAUGGGGAUCGUCACUGGACAGGGUGGACAAGCCGAUGAACAAGAUAGAGCAAAGCUCGACCCACGAGCAGCCGCAUUGGCCUCUCUGACUUCAGCUCAAUUGCCCAUUGGCGGCUAUCCAAGUCUUCUCAAGCAACAACUCAGGGAACUCGUGUUGAGACGUAAAUCCCUUGUGCGUGAAGAGCCAGAAGAGGCAGCUUUGAUGGAAGAUCACACACCGGCAUUGCUUAAGACGGCCUCGGUGGAAACAGUUGAGGCGAGGGAAGAUCGACCGGCUACAGGAUUAGCCUAUGAUGGAGCAAUGUCUCGACAUGAGUGCGUUUGUGGCCAGAGUGCUUCACACGUUGAACACGGAGGUCGAGUGACGAUGAUCUGGGAACGGUUGCAAAAUGUUGGGCUUGUGCAAAGAUGUGAACGUGUUCCGGCAAAGAAAGCUUCUCUUGAAGCCUUGCGAGCUGUCCAUUCAGCCACCUAUGUAACUUUCUUUGCCGUCUCACCAACAGCUUGCCUCAAAAUGGAACCCAGCGAGCUGCCAUUACGGAGUUUUGUUCAAUUGCCUUGCGGUGGAAUUGGAGUCGACUCGGAUACAUAUUUCAAUGAUGCGAGCACACAAAAUGCUGCUCGAACAGCGGCUGGAUCGUUGAUCGAAUUGGCUACACAGGUAGCAGAAGGGAAACUUCGAAAUGGUUUUGCUUGCAUUCGACCACCGGGACACCACGCUGAAAAAGAUCAGGCUAUGGGCUUCUGUUUCUUCAACAAUGUAGCCGUGACGGUCCGCCAUUUGCAACAGAAAUUCCCGCAACGAUGCAAGCGGAUAGCGAUCGUUGAUUGGGAUGUUCAUCAUGGAAACGGAACUCAAUUGUGCUUUGAAUCGGAUCCCAGUGUUCUCUACAUUUCUAUGCAUCGACAUGACAAUGGGAAUUUCUUCCCGGGUACUGGUGCUGUCACGGAAGUAGGGAGUGGAGCAGGAAAGGGCUAUACAGUGAACAUUCCCUUCUCGGGUGCAGUGAUGAGAGAUGCCGACUAUUUGGCGGCUUGGCGAGUGAUCGUCGCUCCUGUUUUGAAUCACUAUGAACCGACUUUCAUUCUCGUCUCAGCUGGUUUUGACGCUUGUACAGGACAUCCAAAUGCACUUGGAGGAUAUGAGAUCUCAGCAGCGAUGUUUGGCUUCAUGACGCGGCAAUUGUUGCAAUACGCAGAUGGACGAUUGGUGUUGGCUUUAGAGGGAGGAUAUGAGAUGAAUGCUACAUCAGAUGCAGUUGAACAUUGUGUAAAGGUACUUCUGAGAAGCGAUGAAGAUGCAGGUCGUUUGAGCACUGAAGCACUUGAAGGGAUUCCUUGUUUGAAUGCUCAGGAAACGAUUCAAAAGGUGAUCGCCAUUCACAAGAAACACUGGCCAACUCUGACCGCGAUUCAAGGGAUCAACACGAGUGAGCUCCAAUGGCAGAAUCUCAGUCGAGAACUCCAGAAUAUGAGUAUGCAAAGC
Mesorhabditis belari is the source of this 2595-nucleotide messenger RNA. The record is from the annotation of a GenBank genome assembly. Lineage: Eukaryota; Metazoa; Nematoda; Chromadorea; Rhabditida; Rhabditidae.